Messenger RNA from Synchiropus splendidus (mandarinfish), 1010 nucleotides. Its product is annotated as TLC domain-containing protein 3A-like. The transcript has 5 exons. Gene Ontology annotation, biological process: lipid homeostasis. The coding region runs from base 97 to 882 and encodes 261 amino acids. The record is from RefSeq and is a predicted model, not a curated record. Gene Ontology annotation, cellular component: endoplasmic reticulum; membrane. Lineage: Eukaryota; Metazoa; Chordata; Actinopteri; Syngnathiformes; Callionymidae.
AUUGGCUUCUGAAGGUGGAGUGUCAACAAGGAAGUUACGAUGCCAGCUGUCAAGUGAUCUGAGCUUGCAUCAACUUGGUUCUUCGCGGCAUUUGUCAUGUUCGGCGUCUUUCUCUGCGGAGCUGCCUUCUUCAGUGGACACUUCAUCGGCCUCAGGAACAUUUUGGGAUCUGUUUUCCCGCAAUGGAGCGAAGCUGACGUCGUGUCUGUCAGCGAGAGACUGGUGUCCGCCAUUCACGCUACUCUGGCUACUGCUGCGGGCGUCACUGUGGUGUCAUCAUGCCAUGACGUCAUGACUGACAGCCACUGGCUGGCGGACACCUUCGUGGCCUUUGGAGCUCCCUACAUGGCCGGCGACAUCUACUUCAUGUAUCUGACCCACUUUUACAACCAGAGGGUGAAGGGUCACACAAGUCCAGAGACGACUCACUCCCUCAAGACGGUCAAGGCUUUUCUCAUCAGGGAGUGGAUGUUGGUCCUCCAUCACCUCAUUCUGCUUCUCGUCUUCAUGCCCAUCACUCUACUCCUCAGGAGAGGGCUCGGAGACUUCUUUGUCGGCUGCCUUUUCCUCACUGAGCUCAGCUCGCCGUUCAUUGCUAUCGGAAGGAUUCUUAUUCAGCUGGGCCUGGACCACACCAUGCUGCACAGAGUCAAUGGCAUCAUUGUCCUCCUGACCUUCUUCACCUGCCGGAUCCUCAUCUUCCCCUUCAUGUACGCCAUGUACGCACGUCAGUUUGGGAUUCCACUUCACAGGGUGCCAUUUAGUCUGCCUCUGCACUGCAACCUGGGAAACCUGGCACUGCUGCUCCCGCAGGUGUACUGGUUCACCCUGCUGCUGAAAAAAGCCAGGCGACUCUACCACAGGCAGACCAGGAGGGACUGAUUUAAAAUCUGAGCCAGAUGUCAACCAACAUGUGCAGCUACUGUUGAAGGUGACUUUUGAAUUUGCACUAUAUUGCUUGUGAACGCGAGCAGUUGGUGAUGUGGCGCUAACACUGGACCUCUAGCUCC